UGUUGUUGCCCGAAAACUUGCCACUCCUUCCUCUCUACCUCCUAACUAAACUGGCAUCUAUAUAGUGCUAUAUUCUAAUGCAAAAAGCAAUUUCCUCAAUCACUUUUAUUUUCCUAUCAGAUCCAACUAGAAAUUUAUUUAACCUUUUCUUUACUCAUCAACAAUCUUGUAGGUCCAAAGCUGAAAUGUUUGGACCAUUUUCAAUGAUGGAUCCAAUUUGCAUUCUUUGAUCGUUAAAAUUGAUUUUUUUUAUUGUAAAAAAUGAAUCUUUAACCUCUUAUAAAAUUUUUUCUUUUCUUUUUUUUAUUGGGAAUUUUGAGUGAUUAAAUUUCUGGGCUUGGCUUAACAAUGGUAACUGUAAAUCUGGGAAUGCUCCACUAUGUAUUGGAUCAUGUAUAUGGUGCGGUUCUGCACAGAACAAAGAUUACCCCGCCAUUUUUUUCAAGAGGGUGGGGUGGAAAUAAGCUUGAGCUAUUUGAGAGAAUGAUAAACCAGUUAUUCCCAAAUGUUGAAGGGCAGAAUUGGCCUCCCAUGUUGGUUGAGCCCAUAUGGAAAAUCGUUUGGGAAUCCAAGGCAGCUUGUUUGAAAGAAGGGGUGUUUAAGACGCCUUGUGAUGAGGAGCUUCUCAGUGCAUUGCCUACUGAGAGUCACCAUGGAAGGGUUGCUUUUCUUGCUCCAAAAUUUGUUUCUCCUCAUAGGAUGUCCUGUGUGGUUCACCUUGCCGGUACUGGAGAUCAUACUUUUGAACGAAGAUUGCGACUUGGUGGACCAUUGCUGAAGGAGAAUAUAGCAACCAUGGUACUUGAGAGUCCUUUCUAUGGAAAAAGACGUCCUUUUCUUCAGCGUGGUGCAAAACUCUUGUGUGUGAGUGACUUGCUGCUACUGGGAAGAGUCACAAUUGAGGAGGCUAGAAGCCUUCUGUAUUGGUUGGACUCUGAAGCUGGGUUUGGAAAAAUGGGUGUAUGCGGAAUUAGCAUGGGGUCCAGACAAAAUUCUACUGUACCAAGGGAUGAAGACAAGAAGGAGUCGGAUAGGAGAGAGGGACUGCUUGCACAGGUCCCUAGAGAUCCGGCAGGGCCAGUGUAUCAAGGAGACAUAAUGGACUCUGCCGAAAGGUGCGCCGAAAUAGUUGUGUCAGGCGGCGCAGGUCAGAGCAGCUUUAUCAGAAGUGCCAGAGGUGUCAGAGGUGUCAGAGGUGUCAGAGGUCAUUAUCCUUGGCUUCGGCUUGUUGAGUGA
Coffea eugenioides is the source of this 1236-nucleotide messenger RNA. RefSeq names its product protein ABHD18-like. NCBI's taxonomy places the organism in Eukaryota, Viridiplantae, Streptophyta, Magnoliopsida, Gentianales, Rubiaceae. The transcript has 5 exons. The record is from RefSeq and is a predicted model, not a curated record. The coding region runs from base 349 to 1236 and encodes 295 amino acids.